Molecule: messenger RNA, 2448 nt
Organism: Anarrhichthys ocellatus (wolf-eel)
Lineage: Eukaryota; Metazoa; Chordata; Actinopteri; Perciformes; Anarhichadidae
Product: nuclear factor 7, brain-like
Exons: 1
Coding region: 150-1577 (475 amino acids)
Molecular function (GO): protein binding; zinc ion binding
Source: RefSeq, a predicted model, not a curated record
UCUACGUUGCUGAACGGAGCUGAGAGACGCCAUUACAGGGAGGAGUAUCUCUACUGUAAACAUUAAAUCAGAAGGAUUGUAAUCUGUAAUUUAAAGAGACACAGAUUUGGUGAGUCUUGCUGUUUAAAGAUAUUCACAUAUCAGAGCAAAUGGCUGAGAAAACCGCUCUUUUUGAAGGUUUCCUGAACUGCCAUGUUUGUUCAGAGACGUUCAGAGAUCCUGUGUCUCUGAGCUGCAACCACAGCUUCUGUUCAAGCUGCCUGCAACUAUUCUGGAAACAAGUUGAAAACAAAAACUGUCCCAUUUGUAAAAGAAAGUCCUCAACGGAUGAACCAGCAGUGAACUUAACACUGAAGGGACUGGCUGACUCGUUUGCUGAGAGACAGAAUAAUGGUUCACCUGAGACGGACCAAGAAAAGGAGAAAGAGGAGGUCGUGUGUGAAAAACAUCCAGAAGUUCCUUAUUGGUUCUGUGAGGACGAGCAGAAAGCUGUGUGUCCUGUCUGUGAGUUUUCUCUCCACCAGAGUCACAAGGUGGUUCCUAUAGAACAAGCAGUCAGUGACCUGAAGGACCAGCUGAGAUCUGACUUAGAGUCUCUGCAGGACAAGAGGGACAAACACAAACAAGUGGAGGAAACAUGCAAUGAAAUGAUUCAACACUCCAAGAAGCAGCUGUUGUCCACAGAGAGGCAGAUCAGAGCAGAGUUCAACAAGCUCCACCAGGUCCUGAAAGAGGAAGAGGAGUCCAGACUGGCAGCUCUGAGGGAGGAAGAGGAGCGGAAGGGGAAGACUAUCAGCAGAGAGAUGAAGAUGAUUCAGGAGCAGAUCUCCUCUCUGUCAGACAGCAUCUCUGCUGUUGAAGAAGACCUGCAGAAACACAACGUGUCAUUCCUCAGCAGUUAUAAACCCACUCAGACCAGAGCCAGAGUCCAGACCUCACUGUCAGAUCCACAGCUGGUCUCAGGAGCGCUGAUAGAUGUAGCCAAACACCUGGGCAACCUGUCCUUCAGAGUCUGGGAGAAGAUGAAGGACAAGGUCCACUUCAGUCCUGUUAUUCUGGACCCAAAGACUGCAAACCCCUUUCUCUAUAUGUCUGAUGAUCUGACCAGUGUGAGACAUGGAGACACAAACCAGAAGCUUCCUGACAAUCCAGAGAGAUUCACUGAGUAUGUCAUUGUUCUGGGCUCUGAGGGCUUCAGCUCAGGGAAACACAGCUGGGAGGUGGAGGUGGGAGACCAUCCUAACUGGGUUGUUGGUUUGGCUAAAGAGUCAGUUGACAGGAAGGGAAAGAUAUUUGUUUCACCACAAUAUGGAGUCUGGUGUUUAGUUCAUGACAGUGGAAAAUACAAUAAUGGAUCUGGUCAGACUGUCAUAGUGAAGAAGAGUCUCCAGAGGAUCAGAGUCCAGCUGGACUAUGACAUGGGGGACGUGUCCUUCUACGACCCUGAAGACACGACUCAGAUCUGCACUCACAGAGACACUUUCACUGAGAAACUCUUCCCAUUCUUCAGUAUUGGAAAGUCUGGUGAUGCUAAAACUGCUGAUAUCAAAAUGUGUCAAACUGAUAUUUCUCUGUGAUGUUCAGGGAGGGUGGUGAGGUCUCAGUGAAUUAUCAGGAUUUUUAUAAUGGUGGUGUUUUUGUUAAUAACAGACUAUUCCAGUUAGUUCUUUAAUUUGAUAAUACAUGAAGAAAAUGUAGAGUUAAAGAAACAUAAGAUUUGAGUUUGUGAUGUAAAUAUGCUGAAAGAACUGGGACCAGUAGAUUUCAUGGGAUCAUUUUAUUUUCACGCUUAUACAGAUUUAUUUUUAUUUCUAAGAAUGAACAAGUUUGUUUCCUUUUUUAAAUUUAAUUUCAAAUAGUCUUUAAAUUUAUCAUUACCAUGUUUAUUUUUUACAUUUUAGAAUUAUUUUUCAUCUUGUAAUCAUGAAAUCUUUGUUUCAGUAAAUAACUUUCUCAAAAUGCAUCAAUAUAAAAUCAUUCAGAUUAAUAAAUAAUUCCUUUUCAUAAAAUGACAUUUUUACUGUUCAGAAUGGACCAAACAGUGAAUGUUGAUGUAAUAAUUAACCUGUUAUUUACUAUAUGUGACUGUUGAUAUAUUUUACAUUGUAACAGUUCUAUCUAUAUGAUUAAACGUAGUCUCCUUCCUCAUUUUUGUUUCUUUAAAUGUCAAAUUCUGCAGAAAUUGCUUGAUAAUGUUUAUACUUCUUCAAUGUUGAGCCCAAAUUAUAAAAGCACAAAAUUGUAAUAAAAUGUGACAUUGACUUUAGGAUUGUGUGUAUUAGUGCUGCUACUAAAAGCUUUCUAUUAUCAAUUAAUAUGUUGAUGUUUUUAAUCAUUAAAUAUCAGAAAAUUGUGAAAAAUGCCAAAUAAAAACAGCAAAUACUCAAAUUUGAGCAGAUGUGUAGAUUGUUUUCUAGAUAAAUUAUUUUAAUGAUAAAUGAUUGUUGG